UUGUUCUUUUUCCCAAACAGAAAGCUUGAAUUGACCCGACCCGUCAAUUCUGAAUUUUCUGCUUAUAAUUCCAUACCCAUUAAACUAAGUUCACCUCCAGCCUUUACCCUGAGGCCCUUUUUCAUCCUUUUUCUUGGACAAAAACAAAUACUUGAGUUCACGCUCUGUUCCUCCCUUUAAUUUGGGUUUUCGGAUCGUGAGCUUUCGGGUUUUUUCUCUCUCCAAAACAAUGGCGAUUUCUUCGACUUUUUCCGGUGCUAAAUUGGAGCGUUUGUUGAUCAAUUCUUGCUCAUCGCCCUCUGCUUCUUCUUUGCGGGCUUGUUCUCUUUCUCACCAGCAAAUGAAGGCUUUUUCCAAGCCUAAUCGUGGAAGAAAAGCUUUGGCUCAGAGGACUGGUGGAGUUAGAUGUGAAGUUGCUCAAUCCGACGCCAUUAACGAAGGCGAUAAAAUGGAUCCUUCCAAGGCUUCUGCACUCUCCGCUCUUGAACAGCUCAAGACUUCCGCUGCUGACAGGUAUACAAAGGAAAGGAGCAGCAUUGUGGUCAUAGGACUUAGUGUUCACACUGCGCCUGUGGAGAUGCGUGAGAAACUUGCCAUUCCUGAAGCAGAAUGGCCACGAGCCAUUGCCGAAUUAUGUGGUUUGAAUCACAUAGAAGAGGCUGCUGUUCUCAGCACCUGCAACAGGAUGGAAAUAUAUGUUGUGGCUCUAUCGCAGCAUCGUGGAGUCAAAGAAGUAACUGAAUGGAUGUCAAAGACUAGUGGUAUCCCAGUUUCAGAGAUUUGCGAGCACCGGUUUUUGUUGUACAACAAGGAUGCUACACAGCACAUCUUUGAAGUAUCUGCUGGUCUUGACUCUCUUGUUCUUGGAGAAGGUCAAAUCCUUGCACAAGUUAAACAAGUUGUCAAAGUUGGGCAAGGUGUUGUUGGCUUUGGAAGGAACAUUAGUGGGCUGUUCAAGCACGCAAUUACUGUUGGGAAGCGUGUUAGAACAGAGACUAACAUUGCUGCUGGGGCUGUUUCUGUUAGCUCUGCUGCUGUUGAACUGGCUUUAAUGAAGCUGCCUGAGUCCUCGCAUGCUACUGCUCGAAUGUUGGUUAUUGGAGCAGGAAAGAUGGGGAAGCUUGUGAUCAAGCACUUGGUGGCAAAAGGUUGCACCAAGAUGGUUGUUGUUAACAGAAGUGAGGAGAAAGUUGCAGCAAUCCAUGAGGAGAUGCAAGGUGUUGAAAUUAUUUACAGGCCCUUGACAGACAUGCUCGCUUGUUCAGCUGAAGCUGAUGUGGUCUUCACCAGUACCGCAUCAGAAACCCCAUUGUUUCUGAAAGAGCAUGUCAAGGAUCUCCCUGUCAGUUCUGAAGUUGGCGGUUUAAGGCUCUUCGUUGAUAUCUCUGUUCCACGAAAUGUGGGAUCAUGUGUCUCAGAUGUUGAAGGUGCACGUCUCUACAAUGUUGAUGACCUGAAGGAGGUUGUAGCUGCUAAUAAAGAGGACCGACUACGAAAAGCAAUGGAAGCUCAGGCCAUUAUUGCUGAGGAAUCGAAACAGUUUGAAGCAUGGAGGGAUUCACUGGAAACUGUUCCAACCAUCAAGAAGUUGAGAGCCUACGCAGAGAGAAUUCGAGUUGCAGAGUUGGAGAAAUGCUUAUCAAAGAUGGGUGAAGAUAUCCCUAAGAAAACAAGGAGGGCUGUGGAUGAUCUCAGCCGGGGAAUUGUGAAUAAACUUCUCCAUGGUCCAAUGCAGCACCUGAGGUGUGACGGUAGCGACGAUCGAACUCUCAGUGAGACCCUUGAGAACAUGCAUGCACUUAACAGAAUGUUUGGCCUCGAGUCAGAUAUAUCACUUUUCGAGCAGAAAAUUCGAGCCAAGGUGGAACAAAGCCAAAAGUAAGUGUCAAUAUAGAAUCUCUUGCGUUACGACCAAUUACACUCCCUCACAGUCAAAUAAGAGGAAAUUUUCCUCACAUUGUCAUGAGUUUCUAGUGGAGUAACUAAUCUAUUUAGGGUCCUUGUGGGGUCAUCUUUCAAUUCAUUAAUUUGUGCAAUUCAGACGCUUGUGCUUGAAUCUCAUUUGACUUCACAGUCCUACAACAUGAUUGUUAGUGUUUUUUCGGCUUUGUAGUGUGCAGUAUGAAGUGAGUUUGAUCCCUGUAUCAUUCAUCUAUAGAAUGUAAGAUACCUAUUUGAACAAUAUAAAUCAUUGUAAUUAAUUCACUACUUGUUUUAAUAUCAAGCUGAAAUUCUCUGUAAAA
Messenger RNA from Gossypium raimondii (Peruvian cotton), 2243 nucleotides. RefSeq names its product glutamyl-tRNA reductase 1, chloroplastic. Gene Ontology annotation, molecular function: NADP binding; glutamyl-tRNA reductase (NADP+) activity. The record is from RefSeq and is a predicted model, not a curated record. NCBI's taxonomy places the organism in Eukaryota, Viridiplantae, Streptophyta, Magnoliopsida, Malvales, Malvaceae. Gene Ontology annotation, biological process: tetrapyrrole biosynthetic process.